Molecule: messenger RNA, 1686 nt
Organism: Gregarina niphandrodes
Lineage: Eukaryota; Apicomplexa; Conoidasida; Eugregarinorida; Gregarinidae
Product: putative chaperonin containing T-complex 1 eta subunit, tcph protein
Exons: 1
Coding region: 1-1686 (561 amino acids)
Biological process (GO): protein folding
Cellular component (GO): chaperonin-containing T-complex
Molecular function (GO): ATP-dependent protein folding chaperone; ATP hydrolysis activity; ATP binding
Source: RefSeq, a predicted model, not a curated record
AUGAUGAUGUCGAAGUUGCCGAUGAUGCACCAGCCGAUCAUCUUGCUGAAGUCGGGGACGGAGGCGGCGUCUGGUACGCAGUUGAUUCUGUCGAACAUUCGUGCGUGCAAUUCGGUGGUGGAGACGGUGAAGACGACAUUAGGGCCCAUGGGGCAGGACAAGUUGAUUCAGACGGCGCAGAAGACGCAUAUAACGAAUGAUGGUGCGACUAUAAUGGAGUUGUUAUGUGUUGUUCAUCCAGCUGCGAAAAUUUUGGUGGAUAUUUCGCAGAGCCAGGAUGCUGAAAUUGGUGAUGGCACAACCUCAGUUGUGGUGUUAGCCGGCGAGUUGUUAAAUGAAGCCCGCCAGUUUAUUGAGGAUGGCGUCCAUCCACGAUUGAUAAUUGCAGGCUAUCAAAAGGCCUGUGCCAUGGCACUUGAACGUGUCCAACAGUUGGGCAUUGACCUCACCAAGUAUAGUGAUGAUGAAAUGAAAACCGUCGUAGAAAAAUGCGCAGAGACAUCAUUAAAUAGCAAGCUGCUAGCCGACCACAAACAGUUCUUCGGAUGCCUCAUAUACCGGGCAGUUAGUCGCCUCAGCAGCGCCAUGGGGACGGAGACUAGUUCGACGCUGUUGAAUAAGUCGAUGGUGGGCGUGAAGAAGGUCGCAGGUGGUAGUGUGACGGAUUCGUUUUGCGUCGAGGGAGUGGCAUUUGCCAAGUGCUUCUCAUACGCCGGUUUCGAGAAUGCUCCAAAAAGUUUCACCAACCCCAAGAUCUUGUUGCUCGACCUAGAACUUGAGUUGAAGGCGGAGAAAGAAAACGCGGAGAUUCGGGUAGAUAAUGCAUCCGAGUACCAGAAGAUGAUUGAUACGGAGUGGCAGAUGCUGCUUGAUCGGUUGCAGGCUAUGGUGGAUGCGGGUGCAAACAUAGUUUUAUCUCGACAGGCCAUUGGCGACAUUGCGACCCAGUAUUUCGCCGACCGGAGUGUGUUUUGUGCCGGUCGUGUGGAGGAAGGUGAUAUGAAACGUUUGGUCAAGGUAACAGGUGGACGAUUGUUGACGACCGUGACACAACUAGACCCCAAAGUAUUGGGUACGUGUGGCACCUUUGAGGAGCGCCAGAUCGGUAAGGAGCGUUACAAUGUGUUUGAGCAAUGUCCACGCGGCGGAGCUUCAACUAUCGUCCUUCGUGGUGGCGCGAACCAGUUCAUUGACGAGGCUGAACGCUCGUUGAACGACGCGCUCAUGACUUGCUGCCGCGCACUUCAGAGCCAGCACGCAGUUGGCGGUGGCGGUGCGGUGGAAAUGGAGGUAAGCGCCUACAUUCGCCAGACGGCGCGUGCUAUCAGCGGCAAACAACAACUCAUCUUCGAAGCCUUCGGACGCGCGUUCGAAGUCAUCCCCCGCGUUCUUGCACAAAAUUCUGGGCUAGACGCAGUUGACGUCGUCAACAAACUUAGACAGUUACACAACCGUAAAGACGAUUCCGGACGAUGGAUGGGCGUCGACUGCCUCGAACGCAGCGGAGACGUUGUCAUCGACUCCGUUGAAACCUUCGUCUGGGAACCAAUGAGCAUCAAAUUGAACUCUUAUGCCGCCGCCACCGAGGCUGCCUGCGCUGUGCUUUCUAUAGACGAAAUGGUCAAAAACCCCAAGUCCAACGCUGAACCCGUCGGCAAAGUCAACCGAGGACCCGGCCGCACCUAG